Hydra vulgaris (swiftwater hydra) is the source of this 1867-nucleotide messenger RNA. RefSeq names its product sequestosome-1. The record is from RefSeq and is a predicted model, not a curated record. Gene Ontology annotation, cellular component: amphisome; aggresome. Gene Ontology annotation, biological process: aggrephagy; endosome organization; mitophagy. Lineage: Eukaryota; Metazoa; Cnidaria; Hydrozoa; Anthoathecata; Hydridae. Gene Ontology annotation, molecular function: protein kinase C binding; K63-linked polyubiquitin modification-dependent protein binding; zinc ion binding.
AAUAACCAUGUCGAAGCAUAACAUAUUUUAACGUAGUUUUUUGCAAGUCAUCGUGACCAUGUGAAUUUGCCAGGAGAAAAAAAAAGUUAAUAAGUUAAAGAAAGAAAUAAACAAAAUCAUCAUGACUAAGGGUUUUUACAGUUAUAUAAAAGACCCUGACAAAAUGAAACAAAAUAUAACAUCUUUAUACAAGUUAGGUUCAACUUCGUUUGCUGGAGAAUAAAAUUAAAGAUGUCUUUAUUUGAGAAAGAAGUACAAAUGAAAGUUUAUUAUGUUAAAAAUCAGCAUAAUGAAGAAAUUCGUAAACUUUCAGUGGAAAUUCGAAUGGCUGUUAAUUAUGAAUACGUUUUGGAUAAGAUCCGCCGAGAAUUUACAAAUCUGUUAGGAAAAGAUCUUGACUUGUUUUAUAAAGAUAAAGAAAAUGAUUUCAUUUCAAUCUCCUCUGAUAUUGAAUUGCAGCAAGCCUUUAAGAGCGUUGACAAUAGUUGCCUUAAGCUUUAUGUAAAAAUAAAGUCAGCUCAUUCAAAUAAAGAACAUGUUGGAGUUACUUGUGAUGGAUGCGAUUCUAAGAUAUAUGGAAAUCGCUUCAAAUGCACUCAAUGUUUUGACUUUGAUUUGUGCUCAUUAUGCUACAAAAAAGGAGAGCACCCAUCAGACCAUGAAAUGCUGGUUAUUAAAGAACCUCGAUCUUUUAACCAUGUGUAUUACAGUCAGUUUCCAUUUUUGCAUUGCUGGGAAAGUUUUUUUUCUAAUAAAAAUGCAAGCAAUAAUGAAAAGAAAAAUUCUACUGCAUCUGAUCAAAAGUUUGAUAGUUCUCAAUUUGAAAAAAUGGACAAUAAUUUCAAAGAAAUAUUCAAAAUAUUUGAGUCAAUGCUGGGAAUUAAUGUUGAAUUCUUUAUGGAAAGUUCUCAAGUAAAAUCUGAUGAAACUGAGAAUGUAGAGAGUUUUUGUAAAAAGUUAAAUAGCCUAAUAGAGGUUAUAAAUGAGAGAUUUGGAGUAGACACAGAACUAAUGCAUACUUUGGUUGACAAUUUUAUAAAACAGUAUAAUCUAAAAUGCAAUGAAAGAAAUAGUGGAGCAGACAUAAAUAACUCAAACAAUGAAGUAUUCAGAAAUAAUGGAGGUGUUAACCAGACUAAUAUGUCAAAUAAAAAUGAUGUAUCCAUUGAUAAAGACAAGGAUCUUGUCAAGAAAAAUUGUUUAGGCUCACUGUGUCACACCAAUGUUGAAUCAGUACCACAUCUUGAUUUAAACAACGCUUCUGAAGUUAUAAAAAAACAAAUAAAUCCACUUGGUUCUUUGUGUCCUCAAACCUCUGAGUUGCAGGUUGAUAGUUCACAAGAGGGGCUUGCAAAUUUUAUUGGACACCUAUAUCGUCAUCUUGUAACUCAACAGCCACCAAUAAGUAUAGCUAAUGAUUUUGAACUUGUUGAUAAAGAAAGUAUGGAUCAUAAAGAAUCAAAGCUUGAAAGAUCUCUUAAACAAAUGGAAGCGAUGGGUUUUGACAAUGAAGGCGGGUGGUUGCGUCAGUUGCUAAUUUCUAAAGAUUGUAACAUUGAUAAAGUGCUUGAUGCUUUAAGUCCUGCCAAAUAAUUUCAAUGUUUAUGUUUGAUCAUAAUUUAUAUAUUUUUUUAUUUUGAAGUAUAAGUUGUAUUUUAAAGUUUUAAUAUUAUUCUAAUACUCAAUGGUCUUUAUGUUAACCGCAUUUUUUGAAAGGUUAUUAAAUUUUAUUUAUAAAUUAUAAUCUCAAAACCAUAUACUUACCUAUUUAAAUCAAAUUCACUUGUUUUAAAAACAAAAAAUGUUUUGUAAACUUAUUAAAAGUUCAUUAUGUGCAUAAUCAUUUUUUAUGAAAGAUUUACUUCAU